This is a messenger RNA of Cercocebus atys (sooty mangabey), 5310 nucleotides long. RefSeq names its product ankyrin repeat domain-containing protein 42-like. Gene Ontology annotation, molecular function: protein binding. Bases 136 to 975 code for a protein of 279 amino acids. The transcript has 8 exons. Lineage: Eukaryota; Metazoa; Chordata; Mammalia; Primates; Cercopithecidae. The record is from RefSeq and is a predicted model, not a curated record.
UGGCCCAGAGGUUCUUCAAGCAGAACAUUUUACAGUUUAUCCAGGGGGCUGAGUAUGAAGGAAAAGAUUUAGAAGAUCAGGAAAGUAACUUUAGCAUUUCCAGGUCAUGUGGCUGCCUUUAAGGGUGAUUUGGGGAUGCUUAAGAAGUUAGUAGAAGAUGGAGUAAUCAAUAUUAAUGAGCGUGCUGAUAAUGGAUCAACUCCUAUGCAUAAAGCUGCUGGACAAGGCCACAUAGAGUGUUUGCAAUGGUUAAUUAAAAUGGGAGCAGACAGUAAUAUUACCAACAAAGCAGGGGAGAGACCCAGUGAUGUGGCAAAGAGGUUUGCCCAUUUGGCAGCAGUGAAGCUGUUAGAGGAGCUACAGAAAUAUGAUAUAGAUGAUGAAAAUGAAAUUGAUGAAAAUGAUGUGAAAUAUUUUAUAAGACAUGGUGUUGAGGGAAGCACUGAUGCCAAGGAUGAUUUAUGUCUGAGUGACUUGGAUAAAACAGAUGCCAGAAUGAGAGCUUACAAGAAAAUUGUAGAAUUGAGACACCUCCUGGAAAUUGCCGAGAGCAACUACAAACACUUGGGAGGCAUAACAGAAGAAGAUUUAAAGCAGAAGAAAGAACAGCUCGAGUCUGAAAAGACCAUCAAAGAACUGCAGGGCCAGCUGGAGUAUGAGCGACUACGCAGAGAAAAAUUAGAAUGUCAGCUUGAUGAAUAUCGAGCAGAGGUUGAUCAACUCAGGGAAACACUGGAAAAAAUUCAAGUCCCCAACUUUGUGGCUAUGGAAGACAGCGCUUCUUGUGAGUCAAACAAAGAGAAGAGGCGAGUAAAAAAAAAGGUUUCUUCUGGAGGAGUGUUUGUGAGAAGUUUCUACUUUAUAGGUAUUUGUCAUCUAAUAGGAAAGACAGACAUAUCUUUCUUCGUUAAUAAUAGUACUUUGUACACUGAUGUGGAAUCUAUACACCUCUGCACUGGACUGUGGACUUCUUGAGAGAAAGGUAUUUGGCAUAUUUAAUAAAUUUUUAUUGAAUUGAACUAACCAUAAUAGAAAAUAUUAAUGAGCUCCUACUAUGUGCCAGAUACAGCACUAUUUUGUUAGUCUAGAUAUUUUCCAUCUGUCCCUCAAGCCCUACUCUCUAACCCUUCUCACCCUUCUCUCUGCUCCAGAAACUGACCUGUAUGGGCUCCUCUGUCCUCUAAUAUCUGUUUGGUUUGACCUUGGAAGGAGGUGGGAAAGUGAAGUCCUAGAAGCAGAGAGAAGAGUGAAGUCAGAUUUACUCCCGUGGUUCUCUUUUUUCCAGGGUCACUUCUGGUUAGUGAUGUUUCUUUACCCAAGAGGUUACAGUGCCUGUCUGAUUUUUCUUCAUAACCUUUUUCUUCCAGAUUCUGAUAACUGCUCCCUCUUAUCUUUUUGGACCCGGAGGUGCUAACAGCCAUGGGGUACUAUAAGAUCCCUGUGGUUUUCCUAAACUUGCUCCUGCUGGUAAAUGUUUUAAUAUUACUUAAUAUUACUUUGUCAUUACUUUCAAUGGCAAAACCUCAAUCACUUUUGCACCAACCUAAUAACUGGGUCUCCUUGGGGACUGGGGGCAAGAUUGGGAGAAGGAGGCCCGAGUUGUAGAAUUUGCCAAUUUCUGUGGUGUAAAUACUCCUGCCUUGGCUGAUUUCAAGGUACCAAUGGCAUGUCAUUGAGCAUGAAGUUGGGAAAAGAUGCACAGUAGCAUACUGUUAUAUAAUGUUCCUACCAUAGAGAUAUAAUAGAAGUACCCCCAAGAACAUAUAUAAUAGAAGGUAAUAUGGUAAUUAGGAAAUAAUGUUUUGAAUAUUUAUUACCUUUUUAAAAAUAUAACUUAUUUAAUUCUGUUUAAAAAAUUUAAUUUUUAGUAAUGUUUAACAACUUGUUUGCAAAAAUUUCUGAAAAUUUAACCAUCAGCUCUUGCAAUGUACCCCUCACUCCUCCUGCCCUCAUCUUUGCAAACCCUCCCAAAUUAUAAUAUGAAUGUGUGGUCUAGUUCCUGUUGAGACCCUGACUAAUACACCUAUGAUCAUUUUUUAAUUUAGUCUACACAAUGACUUCUAUGACUCAAGUGCUAUUAUUAUUUAAACUGCCUUUACAAAAAUCAUAACUGAGGAAAUUACGACAGUGGAAGAGAUCAGACUUAAUCAACCCCAUCUUCCUUCUAACCUCUAAACUGUCUUUGUUCAUUCCUGGGCAUAGGCCUUGGGAAAGAAUUUAGUUUAUAGUUUAAACUCUGAAACAAAAUAUUGCUAAUAGUCCUUUCCUCCAAAAAAAAUCAAAAAGCAGAAAAACAAAAAAACCCUUCUUGCCUGAGGACCAGUCUGUCUUUGUCAGACUAACAAAUUAGCUACAAAAUUAGAGAUUAUGGCUCCAGGGCCAUGCAGCCUCUGGCUGUAAGAGUCUGAACCUCCCCAAAUUGCUUCUGGGAAUAACAUCACUGUUGCAAAACCUAAGAUGAGUGCUUGAGAGAUUUUGCAGCCCCUGCAUUCCCGCAGCAGACACCACCAUCCAGGUCAAUAAUCUGGCUCAACCAAUUCUGCGAUGCCACCCAGGAACGGAAGUCAGCAAGAAGAACUCACUUCGACCCCCCUGUGAUUUCAUCUUCAAACUGACCAAUCAGCACUCCACUUUCUUAGCCCAUACCUGCCAACUUAUCCUUAAAAACUCUGAUCCCCCAAUGCUCUGGGGACUGAUAUGAGUAAUAAUAAAACUGGUUUCCCGCACAGCCUGCUCUGCAUGAAUUACUUUCGUCAUUGCAAUUCUCUUCUUGAUAAAUAGGCUCUGGGUAGGCAGCAGGCAAGGUGAAUCCAAUGGGCAGUUACAUUAUAUUUUAUAAAUGAAGAACCUGAGGUUUAGAGAGAUUAAUUUAACAUAGGUAGUACACGUAAUAAAUGCCGGAGUUGAAGUACAAACAGACUCAUUCCAAAGCUGAUAUUCUUUACCAUGACACUAAUAUGAGGCAGAAGUUCUAAGAGUGGUUGAAAAAUGCUCGCAGUCAACUUCGAAGAAAGACAGGUAGGACAAAUGGAGAUUGAGGAGAGGCUGGAAAGAAGACAACUGGCAGAGAACGUCACAUUGGCAAAGGCAGGGAGGUAGGCGUUUACAGAGAUUUAGGCAUAGUGGGUUGAAACUAUUUAUAGAGUUUAGGAUGAUAAUAAUGAAAAGUUAAGAACCAAAACUGUGGAGAUUAUCAGGUUGUUUCUCAUUUAGUUGAAAGUGUGGUGGGGGGUGGGGAAGAAUUAUCAAGCUUAGUCAGAAAAACAUCUCUUAACCACGAAACGCAAAGACUUGAAAAACAAACCUAAAACUAUAAAUGUCAGAGAGUACUUCACUCUGACGUUUGAAUCCCAAUGCCAGUAGAAGUUUAUUACUUCCUGAAGAAAUGCAGUCAUUGAGAUGUUGAUGGGCGAACUUUCACUUAGAAAGGUUAUUCUGAAAUGCUGUGGUUCUUAAUGGAGUUUUGUUUGUUUGUUUUUUAACCAUGCUUUCUGAUAGAACACUUAGCAACCAGGGACUUUGCUUACCCUAUACCCUUGAGAUACUACUGUCCUCCAAAUGUCGCAGGACUUUCUCCUUAGUUCAGCUAAAAAUGGGGUUCUUGUCAUACGACCAGGAAGGAUGAAGCUCAUGGAUACAUACAAGGGUAGGAAAGAUGGAAUUUAUUGGGUGAAAAGGAAAAAAGAAAAAACACUAAUCUCACAGAUUGAAUUCCCAGGUGACCACCCCAGAACAGAAGAGGCCAGGCUCCUCUCGGCUGCAAGCGGUGUGAACUUCCAGAGGUUUCACCCCAGUGUGCACUCCUCUCAGUGCGCAGGUUGGUCGGAAGUUCUCUGGGGACCUCUUUUUACUUGGCUCUCUCACAAACCCCCUUUACUUGGAUGAUGCUUAACUAUCCUUCAAAGAUCAACUCUGAUAGAAAGAGCAUUGGAGGGAUCCAGAUGGUAGACAGAUCACACACAUUUAUUCCUGGGAACCGAACCAUAGCCCUGCAGAUUGCCCUUCCGUCAUUCAUACAUUGGGGUCAUCUCAUUGGCGAGUGUAGCCCACGGAGGAAAUGUGGGCCCACAGUAGCUCCUUAGAGGCCAUGGCCCUGUUGGCAGGGGAUUUACAGAGGAAGGAGAAUGUCUGAAAACUUUCAGGCCAUCAAACUGGAAGGGAUGUUCUUUGGGUCAAUACUUCCCUAGGGGUUGCUGUAAAUAAGGGAUCUCAAGUCCUUUCUAGAAAAAAGGUUCAGAAUAGGCUACUCAAAAUAUGGUGCCUUCAUGUACUGAAUACUUUAAGCUGAAGGAAUUUGAGGAAGAGCAGGUUUUCUCCCCUGAAGUAGGUCAUAAGACUCAUGUGAGAGGUGCCCUUCCUAUACCUGGAAGAAAGGAACAUCCUUAUCUCUGAACAUGCCAAGAAUAAUAUGAACAAACAGGCCUCGAUAAGUUUUUCCCAAUUUAUUAUCCUUAGCUCAUACUCUUAUUUUAUCACUUUCUACUCUUCACCAAACUUAGUGUAAAAACACCCAGGCAUAACCGUUUCUUCAGAUCUUUAUUUCCUUGUGAAGACUCCCAUGUUAUGUAAAACUUAUAUUAAAUAAAUUUGUAUGUUUUUCUCAAUAAUCGGUCUUUUGCCAGUCCAAUUUAUAGGGUCCCAUAUGGAGAACCCAGGAGGGUGUACAAAGAAUAAUUUUUUCCUCUCCUACACUAGUAUCUUCCCAAACCCAGCACACACUAACCAUUUACUUACAGAAGUCCACUUAGAUGAGCCAACACAUCAAUCUUCUUGUCUUUAAGCAAUAAUUAUUUUAGCUCACAGUGGUAACACUGAUUUACCUGUGAGCAUCAGAAAUCCUGAUUGACAGUUUGCCUUUGGUUACCAAAAAAAAAGAAAGAAAAAUUUCUAAUGAUAAAAUAACAACACAACAAAAUUAAAAUACUAAUAAAUAAAUAUGGCAGACACUUUUGUAUCUUCAUUUUGUUGAUGAGGAAGUUGAGACUCAGAGAGCUGAAUGAACUUGCCUAAACCAGUAAGUGAAGCUGGGACUUGAAUUCAGAGCAGUUGAUUCCAGAAGAUGAGCUCUUUACUGUUAUUUAACUGUUAUUAUGAGAGGAAGGAGCUUCUGCCUAAACCAUAGGAAUAAGGGGAGAGUCCUCAAGAAGAAGAAUUAGAAAAGUAAAUAAAACUAUAAUUAUGGGAAGAAAAACUACAAUUAUGAGUCUAGAUUGAACUAGAUGGCUUCAUGGUUCUAAGAGUCUCAAAUGACUUAAAACUUGAAUAUGUUCAGGUUGCGCGUGGUGGCUCAAGCCUGUAAUCCUAGCACUU